AGGUGCAUCAGGGUUGAAAAAUGAACGGAUUCGGGGCAGGGGCGCUGCGUGCGCUCCUCCUGCUCCCCUGGCUGAGUGCGACUCUCGGCCAGGAGUCCCUGUGCGACCAAACCGAUCCCAGGACCAUCUACGAGUUCCAGGAGGAACUCCUCGACGGCUCCAGGAAUGUCAGCCUCUCCGAGUUCCGCGGGAAGGUGGUGCUGAUCGUGAACGUGGCGACGUACUGA
Messenger RNA from Darwinula stevensoni, 227 nucleotides. Lineage: Eukaryota; Metazoa; Arthropoda; Ostracoda; Podocopida; Darwinulidae. The record is from the annotation of a GenBank genome assembly.